GCAGUUUGUGCAUGCCUGUUACUUCCUUCUGUUGAGACCAUUGGGAAACUUUGCAGUAGAGAAGCUGCAGAACAUCAGGAACAGUAUUGUUUUGCAGGUGCUGGUCUGAUCAUGGCCUCCAAACUGAGCGUGCUGCUGCUGCUGCUGACUGUUGCCACGGUAACAGUGCUGGCCCAGAGGCGGCGUCCAGCGUCGACGACCACCGACGAGUGGAACUACAGGGAUGGCUCUGAGAGGGUGAACAUGCGUGGCGUGGCCAACCUGACUCAGGUGCUGGACAACUGGAGGUAUGACAUCCUGAACCAGAUGAAAGGACUCCUGCAGAACGACCACCAGUCUCUGCUGCCCGACUACGCCAGGAUCCAGCCGCUGUCUGAGGCUUUGGACGACCUCUACAAAGAGUUCAACGCCCUCAAAGCUCACCUGGGCGACCUGACUGAGAAGUUCACUGCCAUAGAAACUUUCAUCGACGAGGUCAAGGCCAGCCGCGCCAACACUGCCAACGCUGGCCCGGCCCCCGGCCCAGCUCAGCAACCUGGCGCCAGACAGGCCACGAGGAGGGUGAUGAAGAAGAAGGCCAUCCCGCCCCCCAGCCAAUGAUCAGCUGCUUCUCUUUUCAUAUAUUCUGUCAGUGCUGGCAAGCUUUUGAAUUCAUUAUUAUCAUAUUAUAUGAGCUCUAAACUUCUAAGGUCCACAGAGUAAACCUAACCUUUCAGGGCCUUUUCUCAUUGGUUGUUAAUCACACCAGCAGGUGACAAAACAGAAUUUGGACAUGCAAAUAAAAUGGUGGACAGUUUUUUCUGGGACCACUGUGGUGUCACUGUAUAACAUCACAGCAAACAAACAGUGUGUGCGCUGUUGUUUUAAAGGUCAGAGAAAAGAAGGUAGGUGUGUAAUGAAAAGGACGCGGCGGAGGAGUCAACCUGUCUCUGAAAUUUGACCCCUGGAUAUCCAGACUGUAAAAGUACAUUUAAAAUGAUUAAUGUAAGUGAGUCACUGAUUUAAAACUAUUUCUCAUUCCCUUCUGUUGCUGAACUGGUGAGUUCAGCCAAACAUGCUGGCGACGUCUUGGUCAGCUGAGCUGUUUCUUCUGCAUGUACAUGGGACAAAUAUAUUCUUUGGUUUGGGUUUUCUGCUGCAUAAUAUAAGCUCCAAAUAAAUUCACUUUUUGCAUUCA
This is a messenger RNA of Toxotes jaculatrix (banded archerfish), 1177 nucleotides long. RefSeq lists its product as uncharacterized. Lineage: Eukaryota; Metazoa; Chordata; Actinopteri; Toxotidae. Bases 112 to 600 code for a protein of 162 amino acids. The transcript has 4 exons. The record is from RefSeq and is a predicted model, not a curated record.